This is a messenger RNA of Bombus pyrosoma, 4195 nucleotides long. RefSeq names its product ribosomal RNA processing protein 36 homolog. Bases 311 to 1009 code for a protein of 232 amino acids. The transcript has 5 exons. The record is from RefSeq and is a predicted model, not a curated record. Gene Ontology annotation, biological process: maturation of SSU-rRNA from tricistronic rRNA transcript (SSU-rRNA, 5.8S rRNA, LSU-rRNA). Lineage: Eukaryota; Metazoa; Arthropoda; Insecta; Hymenoptera; Apidae. Gene Ontology annotation, cellular component: 90S preribosome; nucleolus.
UAUAUCCUUUUACGCAGUUCAAGCGGGUCCUAUCGUGAUAUGUGUAUAGCAAUAAGUCUCGACAUUGAUAUAACGCGUUACGUAAAAUUAGGGAUUUCAUAAUGUUGCGCAAUCACCAGGAAAUCUGCAGAAAGUUACCAUCGAAUAUGAAAGAUUACAUUAGAGGUCAGCACAGACUGGGAUGAUAAUUUAGCAUCAUCUACCGCCAUAAUAUGAAACCGUACCUACGAAAUAAAAUGUCGGUUUCCUAAAUAUAUUGUGAAUCAAACAAAAGGAUUGUUUUCUUCUUCAAUAUUCUUCGUUAUUUAACAUGAGUGAUGAGGAAGAUACUCUUCUUAACGAAGAUAAAGACCAGGAUGAAAUUAGGAAGGAGCUCUCACAGAUGAGUUUCGAAGAUCUGCAAAAGCUAAAAGAGAAAUUAGGUUCUAAAAUAUAUAAGGAAGCACUUUUUGGUCCACGGAAGCUUAACAAGAAAACUGAAUUUAAACGAGAAAAUAAAAACAGACCGCGUGAAAUAUCUUCAAAGAAACCUGUUUCGCGAUUCAGAGAAGUGGUGCAGGUGAAGAAGUACAUUCCAAGAGACCCUCGAUUCGAUAGUCUAUGUGGCACGUAUGAUCCGAGGAAAUUUAAAAGAAGUUAUGGGUUCAUUAAUGAAAUAAGAGAGAAUGAUAUCAAAGAAUUAAAAAAGGAAUUGACUGAGAGUAAAGACCCAAAAAAGAUAAAGAAGAUCAAAUACCUUAUACAGAGAUUGGAAAAUCAAUUACGCGAAGAAAAAAGAAGAAAUUUGGAAGAACAAAAAGAGUAUGAAGAAAAGAAAGAGAUUGCAGAGGCCAUCAGGCGUGGUGAAAAACCAGUAUUCAAAAAGAAGUCUGAAAAACGAAUUUUGAGUUUAGUUUCUCAAUAUGAGGAACUGAAAAAUUCAGGCAAACUAAAGAAACAUAUUCAACGAUUGCGCAAGAAGAAUCAACAAAGGGGCAGACGACAGUUAGCGUCAGCAGACUCUGAAUAAAAGAACAAGUCGCGCCUGUCCUGUAACAAAUAUUUACGCCUGUGUGCUGAAAGUACUAGUCAGGAAGGUAGGAUAAAGAGUGCUUUAUUAAUUAUGUAUUUUUUAUUUAACAUCAAAAGUAAUGACACUUGGGUUGGACAAUGUCUCUCGUUUCUUCCUUAAUGUAAUUCACGUGUGAAAACAGAACUUACAGAAUAAUCAAUAUGAAAGGAAUCGUCAAUCAGAAGAGAUUGUUUGGUAGAGCGGUGUACAUUUUCUUUUCAUUUAUCUCUGAGCGUGUACGUGUGUAUAUCUCUCUCUAUGUUCGCACGUGUCUCUCAGCGUGUGUGGUGUGUAUGUGUGUGAGGUGUGUAUCAUAUAUGCGGCGCUAAAACGAAAAACAGAAAAAGAGUAUGAAACCCGUAUGGAAAAGGCGGACCAUUUAAACAGACCACCUUCUCGUGGGUCACCGUUCAUGCGCGAUCCGUUUGUCCGUCUGCAGUUAUUUAAAAUAUGUACAAUAUUAAUAAAACAUCAUUCAUUUUUUUUUUUUUUUGUUUAUAUUUUAAUCAUUCAAUGAUUCUGUUGUGAUGUGGCGGGCUGUGCAGGGGCGACGUUUCACAGAAUUCUCGUGACACUAUUCUUUAUUAUUUUAAGCAUUUGUUUUCUUUUUUGUCUCCUCCUCAAUUCCCAGAUUUUUGAUUUUAUUUCUUGAACUCGAAUAUUUUACUGCCAAUUAUUAUUGUGUUCGAUCGCGGCAACAGAAAAGCGAAGAAUCCGUUAUAUUAAAACACACGAUCUCUCGCCCACAUUCACACAUUUCUCUUUUUCUCCCGCUCUUUUACGCCGAUUCACCCGAAAAACCAGUUUUGCGACGAUUGCGUUGUUUUUGGCGAGGUUACCCGUUUGCAGAACACGAAAAGAUUUGCGACUCGUUUACCGAGGAUUGUCUUUUCCUAUGAAUCCGCGGGCGUAAUACAAGUGAGAAGAAAACGAUGGCGUCGCCGAAACGAGGGAAUACAAUAUAGCCGCAAAUCUAUCCGCGUAACCGGAAACGUAGCGAAAAGAAAACAAAGAAGAAAAGAAAAACACGGUUCCGUACGUAAAAGGAUCACUGAAAAUCUAUGCAUCUCUACAUAUGACGCGUUUCAAGAAAAAGAAAAAGAAAACUAUAUAUAUAUAUAAAAGAGAAAGAAAUAAAAGAUCGAUGUACCAUGCGCACAGAACGAAGCAAAAGCGGAUUCUCUCGUUUGUGUCCCGCUCAGUCCGCCGCAAGAUAUUGUGGUCUUAGACCGAAUUUUAUUUCCUCUCAUCGCCACUUUUCCUUGAUUUUCUAUUUUUUCUCUCUCUCGCGCGCUCUCUCUCUCCCUUACUCUCGUCAUCGUCGUCGUUAUACUUUUCAUAUCUUUAUCUUUGUUCUCUUUUUUUUUGUUCGCUUAUACGUACUUUGUUUUUUUUCUUCAACAACACGAUCUAGACUAAACCAUAUAUAAUAAUUACAUCUAAUAAUAUCUUAUUGUAACAUGUAUUAUAUUAUAAUUAUUAUUAUUAUAUUAUUAAUGUUUAAAUUAUUUGCCUAAAGUAAAGAGGCGCACGACGGCAAAGCAUUUUUUUGGGCUUCUACGCCCCCCGGGCACGGAACACCCUGUCGACAAACCACGGAUCCUCCGAUCCAGCUCCGGUACCCAUGUCGGGAGCGAUUUUACUGAAAUGAAUGGGCCAAUGCAUCAUCCCCCCUACCGCCAUGCUUAUACCUCGCUAUCACUCCUCGAUCUCUCUUCUUUCCGAUUCUAUCUUUCUUCUUUUCGUUCGCGUCCUAUCUCAAAACACGGGGAUCCGCUGAAGGCAAUCUGUUUCCCAUUUUUUGUUUUUCUUUUCUUUUCUUUUCUUUUUGUUUGGUUCGAUUUCGUUGUGACAGGAAUGAUCGAUCUUUCUAGAUAACACACACACGGAGCUAUCGGUAUACACUGUCCCGCAACGCGAAACCAAGAAACACCAUGAAAAACGGAAUUAACUGGCAUUAACAUUGAACAUCUCUCUGCUUCUCAACAUCUAGCACUGUAACGACUGAUUCAUGUUUUUUAUUUCGACAAUUUUCGAGCAUCUUCCUCUUCCGCGAAGAAGAAGAGAACUGGGGACGUUUUCUUAAUGUGAUCAUUUCGUAUGUACCUUUUUGUCGGUGUGUAAUCAAAGUCCGAGUUCGACGAGCAACGCGACGGUACACUGCAGCCCUCUAUCUGUUUCUCCCUCUCACUUUUUUCUUUCCUGUCCCGGUUUCUUUCAAAGAGUUAUCGGUUGGAUUUGAAUGACGAUCCACGUGUCUCAAAAAACGAUUCGGUUAAAGCUUCGCCGGUCCUACCGAAUUUUUUUGAUUGAAUUCGAUUAUUCAAAAUUCAACAUGGUUGUUACGUGUUUGUGAACGGGACCGAAUAAUUCAACCAGCCCCUCGCGCGCACAACAGAGAAAAUUCAUCGGAAGGGCUGGAGGAAAGUCGUAGCCCUUGGAAUACAUAUUUCUUUCUUAUAUUCGCGAACAUGGUAAAAUUCGGCGGGAUUGGCAAGCGAAGAACGUGUUACGCGUGUACGGCACCUCGAGAACACCUCGAUUAUUGAACACUUAGGGUAGUUUUGGGGCCAGGGCCGCCGAGCGAGCGUCACCCUUCGUCUACCUGAAUCCUCGACGGUCCGUUCGCCUUGAUUCGCGCGGAACAGAGGAACCAGAGAACGUGGUAAACACAUCGAGGCUGUUCGUUGAUUUCGGGGUAUCGUCGCAAUUAUGGCAAACGACGAUGAAAUUUAUUCGACAAACGGGUUUGUCGUUACCUACGCUCCGCCCCGGUUCUCCGCUCGAAACGAAGCGCCCUCUUCACCGACGUUGCCAGCGCAUGCGCGCGCGUACACAUCGAAAAGCCGCGAAAGCGAGCAACAAGGAUUCAAAAUCGAUAUAUAGGCAAAAAGAGAAACGAAAACGAAUUUUUGUUGGUAUGCGUUUUUUUUUCACAUCGAAGAAGCUCGAAAUAAGACCUGAUAUGAUCGCACGUCUCGGAUCGUCCCGGCCCGAAAAGUCGCGUGGCAGGCAUUUUAAGUCACCUUCGUUCGUUUUGUUCAUUUUUUUUUUUUAGAUUUUUCUUUUUGUAUUGUUGGUGGUGGCUUGUUGUUGCUCCUACAAAAUUCGAAGGGGCGUUGUUUCGAUACUGACACACACAUA